Messenger RNA from Ceutorhynchus assimilis (cabbage seed weevil), 1383 nucleotides. The record is from the annotation of a GenBank genome assembly. NCBI's taxonomy places the organism in Eukaryota, Metazoa, Arthropoda, Insecta, Coleoptera, Curculionidae.
AUGAAUUUCAACUUAUCCGAAUUUGGAAAUUUUUCAAAGCCAGACAUGCAACCAACCCAUCAUCAUCACCGUCAAGGUAGAUUUUUAGGGCCGUUAAUAGGUUUUUUCCUGGCAAGUCUUUUCCCAAAUCUGGCUAUAGCAAAACUGCAACAAGGCUCUAUAAAAUUCCAAUACGAUCCCAUACCCAACAAUCCCAUAAUCAACAUUUAUCAAGCAACUCGAAGACCGCACAUAAAUUCAACUACUCAUCAUGAACAAUUGGAACCAAUAAUUUUCUCUCAUCAGCAUCAUCAGUUAUUAGAACCGAUUGAAGAUCAUCAUAAUUUUCCUAAUUUCGUAACAAACUUGGAAAGUCCGCAUGAUUAUUUAGUACCACCCAAGCCAGAGCAAAAAUACCUUGCAAAAAGAGCCAUUUCUUCACGCUACAACCGCUUCACAGCUACCAAUAACCGGAGACGCUUUCCAGAAUACGAUUACUACGAUUAUCCCAGAAUCAAAAAUACCAACAUCAGACGAAGAAACCAAGGAAGACGUCCUUUAUUUGACUACGAAUAUGAUUACGACUACGACUAUGGAAAAUCCAAAAAACGUAAGCAACAACAAAAAAGACGAAACAAUAAAAAUAAACAACCAAACAGAAGAGAUCCUGAUUAUUAUGAUACUGAUUACGAUGACGAUGUCGAAAGGGUUACUUCCUUCAAACCAAGACAACAGCAGCAGCAAGAUACUACCACAACACCCGCAACAACUACCAUGCAAACCACCACAAUGCCUUCUACCACAAUUAUUCAAAACGGCUCUACUCCUAGUCCUGGGAAUAAUACAUCAGGAUAUGGCUACGGUCCAUACAGUGGCAACGAAAACGUUAGCAUAACUUAUGGACCACCAUCAGCCAUCAAACCUGUUUAUGGAGUACCAGGACAAAGUUAUGGAAUUCCUGGACAAAGCUAUAGUGAAUGGGUUCCAAAUAGCUACCUCUACGAGUCUCCAAGUACUUCUUAUGUUUACCCUAGCAGCGUUACUUACGGACUACCCAGCUCGAGUUCACCUUACUCUAGCGUUUCUUAUGCCUCACCAACUUACAGUAAGCCUUCUUCAAGCUAUGGCCCUCCAAGUACUUCUUAUGGGGUUCCUAGUCAAACAUAUGGAACACCUAGUCAAAGUUAUGGGACACCUAGUCAGAGCUAUGGAACACCUAGUCAGAGUUAUGGAACACCCAGUCAGAGUUAUGGAAUACCUAGUCAGAGUUAUGGAACACCAAGUAGCCAAACGGGUUCAAGGGUUGGCUAUCAAAGUUACCAGUUGCCUUUUAGUAGUUGGUUUGGUAGGAGUGGUAGUCAAAGUCAUAGUGAUUCGGUGGGACGUAUUCAGGAUUUGUUUUGA